Molecule: messenger RNA, 1299 nt
Organism: Adineta ricciae
Lineage: Eukaryota; Metazoa; Rotifera; Eurotatoria; Adinetida; Adinetidae
Source: the annotation of a GenBank genome assembly
AUGAAUUCCGAUCAAGAUAGUGAUGAUUGCGAUUACGAAAUGACAGAGCAACGUCAAAAUGAACGUCGCAUUGAACAACAACUUGACGAGUUUCGUAACAAAUGGAAAAAAGAAAUUCAACAACGAACUGUCUACGGACACGUUAUCAACGAUAAACCAAAAGAACAGCAACAAGAUGAGACUAUCAACAAUGAAGAACAAGCAAAACAUUUCUUCGAACGAGCAGCUGAAUUAGAACGUGAAGCAAAGUUCUACGAAGCUAUAAAAUAUUAUCGAGCAGCGAUGCAGUUGGUUCCUGAUAUUGAAACUCGUAUGGCUCGUAAAGGGCAACAACAAUCAAGAACAACAAUGGAUUCCGAUUAUCAACUGGAAUCCGCUGAUGAAAGUCCUCGCACUGGCGAUAUAACUGAGGAUGCAGAGGAUCUUGUGGAUACUUUACAACGUAUGACCGUCGAUGAAAACGAACGUUCAACAAUAUGCACAAAAAAUUUUCCUCAACAAGCUACACAUAUAUCCUCCAUUCCAUCGGAAGUGCUGAUUUAUAUAUUUCGUUGGGUUGUCUCAUCCGAUUUGGACAUUCGUUCAUUAGAACAAUGCGCUUGUGUCUGUCGUGGUUUUUAUAUAUGCGCACGUGAUCCUCAACUAUGGAAAACAAUUUGUUUUAAAACAUGGGGUAUUCACAUCGCAAAUGCAUCGACAAAUAUCAAUUGGCGACACAUGUUUAUUAAUAGACCACAUGUGAUUUUUAACGGUGUGUAUAUCAGUCGUACAACGUAUGUCCGCGCAGGUGAACAAUCGUUAGAUCCAUUCUAUUCAUCAUGGCAUUUGGUAGAAUACUACCGAUAUAUACGAUUUUUCCCUGAUGGUAUUGUUUUGAUAUACACAAGUGCCGAUGAGCCACGUUCGACAGUGGGUCGCUUGAAAAGUCGAUACUCUAUUCGUGAUUCUUCGCUGUUGUAUGGAAACUAUCGGUUGCAAAGCAAUCGAGUAUUAAUAGUAGCAAAACGUACGGGACAGCCAAAUACUAUGGUCACUAAUAUACAACGACGUGGUGGAAGAAAUAUACCAGCACCGGAUAUCGACCAGACAAUGCAUAUGGAGUUUGAAAUGUGUAGUACUGGAAAGCGAAAACAUAAUCAAUUGACUUGGGUACACUAUGAAAUACGAUCGAUUGAUAAACGUACAGGUAUAGAAAGUUCAUCACUACUCGAUGUAGUCGAUGACCGACACAAUUUUCCACCUUUGGUAUUCUCACGUGUUAAAAGCUACACAGUAUCAUCAGAACAACCUCUUAAAUGA